Molecule: messenger RNA, 2934 nt
Organism: Postia placenta MAD-698-R-SB12
Lineage: Eukaryota; Fungi; Basidiomycota; Agaricomycetes; Polyporales; Adustoporiaceae
Exons: 9
Coding region: 1-2817 (938 amino acids)
Biological process (GO): endoplasmic reticulum to Golgi vesicle-mediated transport; mitotic spindle assembly checkpoint signaling
Cellular component (GO): RZZ complex
Source: RefSeq, a predicted model, not a curated record
AUGGCAUUUCCUGUUCCUGCUCACCUGCCUCGCAAGAGGGAUCCACAAGAUGUGUCAACCAAGAUACUCACGAAGAUCUCUGGGGCUACCACCAAAUCCCUGAGUGCGCAGCUAGCCUCGUCCUGGAUCACGGAGCUCGACGAAACCCUCUCACAGACGAAAGAAAGAAUACACGAACGCAUUGCCAACGACUUGUCUGCGUUCAAUGAACAAAUGACCAGUGCGAAGUCGAUCCAGGAGCGCCUGCAAACCUUGACGAGCAAUGUCGACCAACUGGAUAACAGGCUCUCGGACCCUCAGUCAGGACUUGUUCCGACUCUUCUAGGCACCCUUAUCCAGCACGGGGCACUUGCUCAGGAAAGCCUGGAUGCAGACGUGCACUCUCAUGCGCUAUCUCGUUUGCUUCAUUGCAAAGACGAGUAUUAUAUGCUUGAAAGCCUAGUACACGAAGGAAGACUCCCGGAGGCAGUUAAGGCCUGUCAAACUCUCGAGGCCGCUCUCCAAUCGUUACCAGAAUACUUGGGCCGCAGUUCCGUCAUCGUGGAUAUCAAGCGCAACUUUGCUGCGACGCGGGCUCGCGCAGAGGAACAGCUGACUGAUGCAUUCAUGCGAAGUGUGCGAAUAUCGCCAUCCGACAUCACGAUUUACCCCUCCAUACAAGUCAGGCAGACAGAGACCAUCCUGUCAUUGCCAUCCAUAGUGGCCUCACUAUCGUCGUCGGCUCUGGCAUCUCAUCUCUCCUCCCUACGGCGCGAUAUUACCACGCACUAUGUCGACCGCAUCCUCAAGCAGCCUGCAGAUGUCACGAUUACGUCCAAUAAAGUCCUCACGGGAACAAACGAGCACAAGCUUUCAGUGUUCCUUUCACCUCCAGACACGGCAGCGCUUCCUUCGCGGCUUCAAAAUCUAUCCAUGGUGUUCACAUUCCUCGACGAACAUCUCUUCCCUUGCCUACCGGAGUCGGAGCGGUCGUCGUUACCACUGUCUCUAUGCAAGCCGAUCAGACAGGCACUACUCAACUAUCUCCUUGUCCCAUCAACACCUUCAUCCAUGCAUGCGCUGCCCGACUUCCUUGCACUAGCCAAGCAAGCGCGUCAAUUUGAGGAGGAAUAUAUCUGUUCUAUACUUGGCGACCAUAACAGCGAACGCGAGAUCGCCGCAUGGACAGAUGGCAUUGCAACACAUUAUGAGCGCAAGCGACGUGCGGAACUACUAGAGAAAGGAAGACUGAUAGUAGUCGCACCGGAGGACGAGAGUCGUGUGUUCUACGUGGACGUCCCUAUCCUCGCAGAACAGGAUGUCAAGAGCGCUCAAACUGUCCCCGACAUCAAACCUAAGUCGAUCGAAGAGGAGGCUGAAGUCGCAUGGGACUUCGACGAUGAUGUUCCGAGCGAAGAACCAAGCGAAAAACUGUCCGAACCCAUGAAUGAGGAGAACGGAUGGGACUUCGACGACGAUGUGGAACCGGAAUCCGCUGUCGAGGCUGAACCUCAGCCAACAGAAUCGAAUGCAUCUUCAGACUCCACUAUUGCGGAACAAGAACAAGAUCCUGGAGAUGCGUGGGGCUGGAAUGAUGACGACGCUUCAGAAACCCUUAACGGCGACGAUACAUACGAGGACGAUCCCUGGGGAGACCCGUGGCAGGACAACGCUGCCAAGAUUCAGUCGCAAACAAACGGAUCAGCUGCCCAACCAAAGCCUGCCAAACGUUUCGAGAGGUUGACCUCCAAGGGAAAGGGCGCGCAGGGCACAGAGUCACCUCCUGUGAAAUCCCCAGCACUCAUACCUCCUCCGCCUCCAACUCCGCUUAUGCCUCCGCCGCAGAAUCAGCCGAAACCUAUUCAGCCUCGUCCUUCCGCGCCAACGAAGGAGACGUUUAUGGUGUCAGGGCGUACGAAGGACCUCAUAGGACACGUACGGAGUAUUCUCGAUGAAGCCACCCAACUAGCUUCAUCUGGGGCGCUUCCGCAAGCGUCUUCCAGCUCACCGUUAGGCUUGAUGUUGUCACAGGCGGCGCCCCUAACUCUUGAACUAUUCCGCGCUAUCUAUCCCGUGAAAUUCGCCUCAGCAUUUGAGAGUGUCCCCAAACUGCCCAUGCGUUUUUCCAAUGAUUGCAUACAUCUGAGCCUGGAGGUAGGGCAUAUGUUGGCGAGCGCGCGUGAUGUCGCGCCGUCAACUAAGGAGAGGUUGGCUGAGUGUGAAGAUCGCCUUAGGGUGCUAGGCGAUAGCUGGUUUCAAGAGACGAUUGACCGACAAUGUCGCAACAUCAACGAGAUUCUCGUCGAGGCAGACGGCUUCAUUGAAACAACGGAUCAGGACCGUUUCGACCGAUGUGAGAAUGCAGUCAAUAAGGUCCUGCAACGAAUACGACGCGUUGCACAACAAUGGAAGGCUGUAUUGAAUAAGAGCAAGUUCUACGAUGCUAUCGGUUCACUGGUAGAUGCUGCGUUGUCUCGUAUCCUUGCGGAUGUCCUGGCUUUACCGGAUAUCACUGAAGCUGAAUCACAUCGGCUCAAUGAGCUAUGCCACAUCCUUAAUGCUCUCGAAGGUUUGUUCGUUGAGAAUGCUGAGCAGCCAUCAUUUGUCGUUGCGUAUGUGCCCUCGUGGUUGAAAUUCUCCUAUUUAUCGGAGCUCCUGGAAGCGUCGAUUGCCGAUAUCUCAUACCUAUUUGAAGAGGGCGCGCUGGUCGAUUUUGAGAUCGAUGAGCUUGUGAAGCUUGUGAAGGCACUCUUCGCAGACACGCCAUUGCGAUCUCACACAGUAGCUAAACUUCUUCGCGGGCACCCUACCGCACAGGGUACCAAUGCACCACGAUGAUGCGUUUGGAUGAGAUCGUCGAGGUUCCGCUUUUGGACUUACCUAUACUUCCACUGUUUUAACUGUUGUAGUACAUACGACCUACCUGCAUCCAUACAGCUACUGGGUUCAACGUGG